Tachyglossus aculeatus (Australian echidna) is the source of this 1034-nucleotide messenger RNA. RefSeq names its product sperm-tail PG-rich repeat containing 4 (gene STPG4). The record is from RefSeq and is a predicted model, not a curated record. Bases 1 to 753 code for a protein of 250 amino acids. Gene Ontology annotation, cellular component: female pronucleus; germinal vesicle; male pronucleus. The transcript is spliced from 8 exons. NCBI's taxonomy places the organism in Eukaryota, Metazoa, Chordata, Mammalia, Monotremata, Tachyglossidae. Gene Ontology annotation, biological process: epigenetic programing of male pronucleus. Gene Ontology annotation, molecular function: histone binding; chromatin binding.
AUGAGCCUGAAACCCGGCCCGGGCUUGGCUAACCCGCCCCCGCCCCCCGGACCCGCCCCGGACCCCAACUCCGACCCCACUCCCCCCCAGAAUGAAGUCAAGAAGAAAGAUUCAUCUAUUGAAAGAGAAGGCUGGUGGAGAAUUUCAUUCAAAGACACCCCUUCGCCUGGCUUCUACCCGAUUCGCGACUUCCUUCAAGAAUCCCUCUUAAACCCGGUGAGGCCGACUUACGGUUUCAAAGGCGAAGGGAGGAAGAGGGUGUCCAUCUUGGAAUGGAAGGACCCAACCCUGCCAGACACACCCAGAUUCAUGCCUCCCGACUUCUUGGAACUGCUAAGCAAGCAGAAGGCAACUUACUCCUUCAAGAACACUCCAAGGAAGAGCUCACAAACACUGACUUACAAGGACAAGGACUUGGACCUCUCACCAGCACAAUACGACCUCUUUCCUUCUCCAGUUCCAACAUACCCGUCUAGGAACUUUAUGUUUCGUUCUGCAGUUCAAAGGUUCCCAACAAUUCACUUCACUCCAAGAGAAGGCCCAGGACCAGGCUACUACAACUUGAAGGUGGAGAAGUGCCAACCCCUGACAUCCUGCUUUCAGUCCAAAGUGCCCAGAUUGCUGCCUAUCUGUUCUAAAACCCCGGGGCCGGGCACCUACUCCCCCACCAGACAAGUGCCCAAGCAGCCCCCGAGCAUCGCCAAGAUGGGGCGGGAGCACAGCCUUUUCUUCAACAACACCUUCGACUUUUAAGCUUGCCAGCCGCCCCGCCCAACCCGGGCUCUUCCGCCAGCCGGAUGUCCUGUGACCUCCCGUGCCCUGCAGGGAGAAGUUGCCCCUUCAAACCAGAUCGACGGAAACGCAGAUGCCAAGGCAGAGGGGCGAGGGCUGGCCUUCCCCUGCCAGGCCAACUCAACUGGGGAGCUUCCCCGGCCCCCCCCCCGAACACCGGACCCCUACUAGCGAUGAUGACGUGGCCUCCUUGUUACCCUCUUUGCCCAUUUUUUGGUCACCCCAACAUAAAGCGAAGUUCC